This is a messenger RNA of Lottia gigantea (owl limpet), 504 nucleotides long. RefSeq lists its product as hypothetical. The record is from RefSeq and is a predicted model, not a curated record. The transcript has a single exon. The annotation marks the transcript as partial. Lineage: Eukaryota; Metazoa; Mollusca; Gastropoda; Lottiidae.
UGUACAAUGAUAUAUUUAGGAAGGUUGUUGUCUUCAGACAGAAAACAAUGUAUUUGUAUAAUGAUAUAUUUGGGAAGGUUGUUGUCUUCAGACAGAAAACAAUGUAUUUGUACAAUGGUUUAUUUAGGAAAGUUGUUGUCUUCAGACAGAAAACAAUGUAUUUGUACAAUGAUAUAUUUAGGAAGGUUGUUGUCUUCAGACAGAAAACAAUGUAUUUGUAUAAUGAUAUAUUUGGGAAGGUUGUUGUCUUCAGACAGAAAACAAUGUAUUUGUACAAUGGUUUAUUUAGGAAAGUUGUUGUCUUCAGACAGAAAACAAUGUAUUUGUACAAUGAUAUAUUUAGGAAAGUUAAUGUCUUCAGACAGAAAACAAUGUAUUUGUACAAUGGUUUAUUUAGGAAAGUUAAUGUCUUCAGACAGAAAACAAUGUAUUUGUAAAAUGGUUUAUUUAGGAAAGUUGUUGUCUUCAAACACAAAUCAAUGUAGUUGUAUAAUGGUUUAUUUA